CUUCACUCUGUCUCUAUCAUUUCUCUGUUGUCCUCUCUUUCACAUCUCUGAAUCUGAGUCGUGAGACAUUAGUGAUACAAUAAGGAGGGAUAUUAGUAUUGUAACUUCACAAACUUCAGAAAUGCAAGCAAUCAGGUCUCUGUUUAUCCCCAUGUGGUCUUCAGAUGUGCGCCUAGAAGGGAAGACAGCUAUUGUAACCGGGGCCAAUACUGGAAUAGGCAAAGAGACAGCUAAAGACCUGGCCAGCAGAGGUGCACGGGUGAUUUUGGCAUGCAGAGACAUGGCAAAAGGAGAGCAGGCCGCUCGUGACAUCAUGAAGGAGGUGAAGGCAGCCAAGGUAGUCGCCAGGCAACUGGAUCUGGCUGACACCAAAUCGAUCUGCCAGUUUGCUGAAAAUAUCUACAACACUGAGAAGGCUCUUCACUACCUGAUCAAUAAUGCAGGUGUGGCUAUUUGCCCAUACAGCACUACAGUGGAUGGAUAUGAGAUGCAGUUUGGAGUCAAUCACUUGGGUCAUUUCUUCCUGACAUUUCUGUUACUGGACUUGUUGAAGCACUCUGCCCCGUCCCGGGUCAUCAAUGUGUCGUCGGUAGCUCACACGAUGGGCAAGAUUCAGUUUGAUGACCUGAGCGGUGAAAAAGACUACCACCCAGUCAGGGCCUACGCACAGAGCAAGCUGGCUAAUGUUCUGUUUACCAGAGAGCUGGCCAAAAGGACUGAGGUUCUAGGUGUGACAACUUACUCUGUGGAUCCUGGCGUGGUGGACACUGAAUUAACAAGGCACUUUAGGCGCCCUCUUUUGGAUGUACUCAAGACCUUUAAUUUUCUGGCCAGGACUCCAGCAGAGGGAGCCUACACCACCAUCUACUGCACCGUCACUCCUGAGAACCAGCUGCUCACGGGAGGAUACUACAAGGACUGUGCCAGAGCAGAGGCCUCCAGGGCAGGUCAGGAUGAUGGCACUGCCUUAAAGCUGUGGGCUGUGAGCUGCCGCCUGCUAGACAUCCGCUGGAGAUAAUCUUGCAGACUUAGAUUGGCUCUCCUACAUGCUAUGAAACAAUAUUCACGAGCACUACAAAUAUUAUGCUGAUGCUUUGGUUUAAUGGAAGCUGAAAAUGUAAAGCAUGUGACGGACAAAAUGUAUAUGCCUACAUAGGUAAAUAGGAUACACAUAUUAUCUAUAUAUUGUAAUAGAGUUCUGUCUGUAAAACACAAGGUAAAUGAACGUUGACACGAAAAUAAUAGCAACAGGUAUUAAAAGCA
Larimichthys crocea (large yellow croaker) is the source of this 1263-nucleotide messenger RNA. Its product is annotated as retinol dehydrogenase 12. The coding region runs from base 122 to 1018 and encodes 298 amino acids. The transcript has 7 exons. The record is from RefSeq and is a predicted model, not a curated record. NCBI's taxonomy places the organism in Eukaryota, Metazoa, Chordata, Actinopteri, Sciaenidae.